AUGAGCUCGUCGAACAAACACCAGCAGCGCACGAACUCCCUUGAUCCCUUUUCCGAUCCCGAUAUCUACUAUGGCGAGGAGGACUCGGUAGCCCGCAUCCGCGACCGCAAGCGUGCUUUCUCCUCAAAUUUGAAAGCAUUCAAUCGCGACGAUAUUCAGGAUCUCCUGGGGAAGAUUCCCGCCAGACGGGGCAGCCAUGAUGAGCUAUCAGCGCAUCCUCGCAAGUUCCUUAUCGAUGUCGAUACAACCCUGCACAGCUUGCUGGAGCGGGAGGAUACAGAUAGGAAUAUGCAAAUUACAAUUGAAGAUGCUGGCCCCAAGGUUCUCUCCGUAGGAACCGCCGCUUCGUCUGGAUACAACAAAUUCGAUGUGCGAGGGACAUACAUGCUGUCGAAUCUGCUACAGGAACUCACCAUUGCCAAAGAUUACGGCCGGAAGCAUAUCGUCCUUGAUGAAGCUCGUCUGAGCGAGAACCCUGUCUCGCGUCUGUCUCGUCUGAUCAAGAACUCGUUCUGGAACGCCCUCACCCGCCGCAUUGACGGCUCCAACAUCGAAGUCGCUGGUCGGGAUCCCAAGGACUGGACCGAUGAUCCGCGGCCUCGAAUCUAUGUGCCCCCCGGUGCUCCCGAGCAGUUCGAGUACUACAAGGGAAUCGCCGAGACGCACCCUGAGCUACGCCUGGAUGUGCAGAUGCUCAAUGCAAACAUCACACCUGAUUACGUGAAGGAUCUCAAUUCCAGGCCCGGUCUGCUUGCACUGGCCAUGCAGAAGAAAAUCAAUGAAGCCACACAGAAACCCGAGUAUAUCGGUGUACCGUUCGUCGUGCCAGGUGGCAGAUUUAACGAAUUGUAUGGAUGGGACAGUUAUAUGGAGUCUCUCGGCUUGUUGGUGAGCAACCGGGUGGAUCUGGCCAAGGCCAUGGUGAUCAACUUCUGCUUCUGCAUCAAGCACUACGGCAAGAUUUUGAACGCCAACCGCUCGUAUUACCUCACCCGGUCUCAACCGCCAUUUUUGACGGAUAUGGCUCUACGCGUGUAUGAGCGUAUCAAGAGUGAGCCCGAUGCCCUGGAGUUCCUUCGCAACGCAACACUGGCUGCGAUCAAGGAAUACUACAGCGUGUGGACAGCCGAACCCCGUUUCGAUGAGGUUUCGGGCCUGUCCCGGUACCGUCCAGAGGGACAGGGCGUCCCUCCCGAGACGGAACCCACUCACUUCACUCACAUUCUUACGCCGUAUGCUCAGAAGCAUGGCAUGGAAUUCAACGAGUUUGUUCAGGCUUACAAUGACGGCAAAGUCAAGGAGCCUGAGCUGGAUGAGUACUUCCUGCACGAUCGGGCCGUCCGUGAAUCCGGCCACGACACGAGCUACCGUCUCGAAAGAGUCUGUGCUAACCUGGCCACGGUCGAUCUGAAUUCGCUGCUCUACAAAUACGAGGUCGAUAUUGCUCGAAUCAUCCGGACCUACUUCAAGGACAAGCUUGAGAUUCCUCACGAGUUCCGAACCGAAUCAUCCAAGGACAUCGAAAGCGAGUCCUCGUCCGUGUGGGACCGCCGCGCCCGGAGACGCAAGAUGAGAAUGGAUACGUACUUGUGGGACGAGGAGAAGGGUAUGUUCUUCGACUACGACACCGUCCUGCAGAAGCGGACCAAUUACGAGAGCGCCACGACAUUCUGGGCCAUGUGGGCCGGUCUCGCUACGCCGCAACAGGCGGCGGAGUUAGUGAGCAAGGCGUUGCCCCGAUUUGAGGUCUACGGCGGUCUGGUAUCCGGUACGGAAGAGUCCCGUGGUGCUGUAGGGUUGGACCGACCCAAUCGGCAAUGGGACUUUCCUUACGGAUGGGCGCCGCAGCAGAUGCUCGCCUGGACGGGAUUGCUGCGCUACGGCUACCAGGAGGAAGCCGAGCGACUGGCGUACAAGUGGCUGUUCAUGAUCACCAAGGCAUUUGUUGACUUUAACGGUGUGGUCGUCGAGAAAUACGAUGUCACCCGGCCGAUCGAUCCUCACCGAGUGGAUGCCGAAUACGGUAACCAGGGUGUGGACUUCAAGGGUGCUCCUCGAGAAGGGUUUGGCUGGGUCAACGCCAGUUAUGUGUACGGGUUGGAAAUACUUAACGCACAUCAACGGCGUGCUCUGGGAGCCAUCACCCCGUGGGAGACAUACAACAAAGCGGUGCUCGCUCAGAAUGCUUAUUAA
Messenger RNA from Aspergillus clavatus NRRL 1, 2193 nucleotides. RefSeq names its product alpha,alpha-trehalase. The transcript is spliced from 5 exons. Gene Ontology annotation, molecular function: alpha,alpha-trehalase activity; calcium ion binding. Bases 1 to 2193 code for a protein of 730 amino acids. The record is from RefSeq and is a predicted model, not a curated record. Gene Ontology annotation, cellular component: cytoplasm. Gene Ontology annotation, biological process: trehalose catabolic process. NCBI's taxonomy places the organism in Eukaryota, Fungi, Ascomycota, Eurotiomycetes, Eurotiales, Aspergillaceae.